CUUAUAUUUCAUAUCUCAAUAGUGAACAUUGAACAUACUGCAGUUGCUGAUAACAGCUGAUUCGUGUUACUUGUUUUUGUUAAAUAAAUUAAUUUAAUUAGCGAGUAAUCUAAUGUUAAUUUUAGUGAGUUGAUAAAGUGAAAAUAAAGAAAUAAUGGAGGAAAACGCAAGAGCUGACAAAAUAAUUUCACAGGCAACACAAUGGAGCUUUGAAGGCGAUUGUUCGCUGCUCGCCUGGAUGCAAGAACUUUCGCAGCAUAUCGAACAACGAGCCACCAAAACCAAUGAUGCACUGCAGCAAUUAAACAUAAAUGUUAAUCGCACUGCAAUUGCCUUGGAUAAUGCGGCCAACAGUUUAACUGCACUACAGUAUACGCAAUUUGUGGAGAGUCGCUGUCAUGAUGACGACGAAACACAAACCACUACAAACGUAGUGGAUACAGAAGCUGCGGCUACGUCCACUGCAAAAACAAAAACACCCAAAGAAGUUCUCGAAACUUUUCUACAAAAAAAUCUGCAAAUGUUGCACAACUGUCAUGAGAAGUAUGCGCUCGAUUUUGAAGACUCCGAUGAGGAUGAAGCCACCAACACUAAUAACUACAUCUAUCAGCCGAAAAAUCCCUAUAAUGAUGCUUUACUGCCACAUAUUUACGGUAGUAAGUUAUGGAAAGAACACUGGCAUGUAGGGCUCUGCGAUGGCGCUAACGAAUACUCCGGCGAUGAAGCAUCCGAUGCAUUCUCUGAAACCUCCAGUUCCUCAGCUGCGGAUAAUGAAUCAUAUGAGAGUAAUACCGCCAAUCUCUCUGAAUGGGCUUCGAGCACUUCCAUACCAAUUGAGCAUAAACACCCAGCAUUGAUGGUAGCGCCGAAAGAGCAUACAUUACCUGUUACAGCAGCCACAGCGUCGCGAAAUAAGCAUUUGCCAAGCACACAACCUGUACAGAGCAACGAUGACAGCGACACCUACUCUACAACGUCUCGAAGUACUGCAACGAAUCCGCCACAUAGAGCGCAUGAGCAUGAUUUAUUUGCUGCUUUACGUCAUGAUACGCCAAUCACCAGCUCAACCACUUCGUCUUCGCCACAGCAACAUGCUGCUGCAACAGCGCAGACACAACGCGUUAUACCUUCAACAGCAGCGUCGAGAACGCCGUUCUUUGAUGUUACGCCGCCUACUGAUAUUUUCGCAGAUGCAGUCACAGAGCCGCAACCCACCAACCGUGGUGAAAACAUAACAGUACAACAAAAAUCAACAACCGGUCAAAUUAAACGUAAACCCGUGAAUCUAUUUGAUGAUGAUGAUUUUAAUUCAUUCAUGACAGAAGUCGUAGAUAAGGCCCAAAACAAAGCUGUGCAAGAAGAAAAAGUACAACCUGUGCCGGCCAGUAGAACAUUGCCUUCCAGAAGAGAGACCACGAAAGUAGUGGACUUAUUUGCCGAGCCUCCAAGCAUUCAAAAGCCAGUAACUGCACCAAUCAAAAUUGAAAAACCAAAAGAAACAACAACUCGAAAACCAGUAAAUCUAUUCGACAGUCCCGAAGGUAGCCUCGAAAAUGAUUCGCUCUUCAAGAACACUAUACCGAGCGAUAAUAAGGCGAAAGACGUGGCGCCAACAGUUGCUGAGCCAAGCAUCACUGCUAAGUCGCUGUUUGAUGAUGACGACGAUGAUGAUGAUUUCCUAAAUGCGUUCGGUGCGAGAAAACUAAAUCUGCCGCAACGCACUGCAGGCAAAACGCUGCUAUUUGACGAUGAUAAUGAGGCAGUAACACGCCCACCUAUGAAUACUCGUACAACAGUUAACUUAUUCGAUGAUACACCACCUGAGGAUGAUUUUACUCAGACAACGGCAGUAUUUAAGGAAAAGAACAACAACAAAAAGUCGAACGAUAGUCUCACAGUUAACGGUAGUGUUGGUAAGGAACUAGAUCAAAGCAAUGAAACAGCAAAAACAGAAGCUGCAGUUGUGACAAAUACAACAACAACAAAAACAUCAUCUGAAACUGCUUCGAACUCACAGUUGCCUCAACCGCCGCCAUUGAAACCCGUUAGUAAGCUCUUUGGCACCGAUCUCUUUGCUGAUGACGAUAAUGAUGAUCUGGAUGAUUUGUUUAAUAAAAAUUCAACGAAGCAACAAACAACAAAAACUGUUAAUAAUGAGUCAAGUAAUAAAGUGCAAGAAAAUGUGACAACAACAAAUGUAAUUACGCCGCAGAAGAAUUCACUCUUCGGAGAUGACUUUGUAGACGAUGAAGAUGAUGAUUUGUUCGGUAGCCAGGCAAAGAAGGUUGAUAAACACUUAGUCGCGCCAACUAAAUCUAAUCAAAGUGCAGUUAGCACAUUUAAAAGCUCGUCACUUUUCGGAGAUGAUCUCGAUGAUGAUGCUGAUGACUUGUUUGGCAUCAAAUCAAUCAAGAAAGUAAGCAAAAAUGAACCGAAGAUUGCAUCCACUACCGCUGCUGUCGUCAAAGAUAAUACACAUGUUUUGUUGGAACAAAACGAAGACAAGUCUUCUAGCAAGCAAGCGAAAGAAACCGAAGUUUUUGAAACUGUGAAGAAUGCAAGCCCAAGAAAAUCGUUAUUUGAAGACGAUGAUUUUGAAAAUACUAAUGAUUUAUUUGGCCCAGCAAAGAAAGAUGCACUUUCCAGUGUGGAGAAGGUAGCAGAAGAGAAUUUAGGCAGCAAUGGUAUUUUAGAUCAAAUACAGGCUGCCACAAGUGUUUCAGAACCACCUCCACUUGACACUGUUUUUGAAAAAGAGAGUGCAGCGUUGGAGCCGACCCCAAUUAAUGGACUCUUUAGUGAUAAUUUUGAAAGUGUGAGCGAACAAGAGAGUGAAAAGUCUCGGAAGACUCCUAUUUCUGACAUCACAGUGGAACAAAUAGUCGUUAGUGAUGAAAAUAAUGUUGAAAAUAUAGAGAACAAUGUAGCGCAGGAAAAGAAUUCCGCGCCGGAUAGUUUGAGUAGCCCUCACAAGGGUAUACCAAACAACGAAGAGAUUAAGGAAGUUGAAACAUUGGCGGAAACUUCGCACCACGAAGAUAAUAACUUGGAGAAUCAGUUGGAUUCAUGGUCGAAGAACGCAGAGCGUCCUGAAAAACUCGAAACCCCACAACCCACAUUGGAAUCCUUGGAAGAAACUAUGGAAACCUCUGACGAUGUUGUCAAACCUCCUGCUGACACUAACAAAGAUGUUGCGCCGGAUAAAGAGAACACAUCGAACCAACCAAAAUAUACCUCCAUCUUUCUCGAAGAGCCACCCGAUGAUGAUGACUUCUUUGCAACACUCAGCAGUAACACGAAGCCGUUAUCUGUCUCGAAACUAACGCUCGAUUUGGAAAAUGAUUUCUAUGAACCGGCGCUACCGCAAGUACCGACUUCCGCAAGAUCUACAACAACUGCAGCGACAACAAACACACAGGCAGGCACUAGUGAUUAUGGCGGUCUACGCCUAUUUAGUGAAAUUCCACCCGACGACUACGAUGAGGACGAUAAUUUCAACACCGCCAAACAACAGUCGAAACAAGCCGCAGAUAACGGUGUUGGCGUCAAUCAGCGUUUGCAUAGUGUCUUCUAUGAUGAUUUCACAGAGACUUUGGAGGCAGUGCAGCAGAUAAAGGAGAAUAAAAUAGCGGCGCAUGCGUUAUUUGAUGAUGAGCCGCCAUCGGAUGAAGAGCUAUUCGCUGUUAGAGCAAUGGAGACGCCGAAAAAUUUAGUGGAAACAAAAACAGAAGAAGAUUCUUACAAGAUUGAAGGCGUUGAACCAAAAGAUGAAAACUUUGUGAAAAACGUUAGCAAAGUUGAACCCACUAAAGAUGUAACGGAUCGUGUAGUUCCUAAGCUGGCAUACACUGCAACCGCUCCUCCGCCGGACAACUUCGGAAAAACCAUAAGUAAAGCUGAACCCUCGAAAGAUCUAACAGAUCGUGCAAUUCCAAAGCUAGAAAACACUACAACCGCUCCUCCACCGGAGAAACCACGCGCUGUUGCUGGAAAAUUGCAAAUGCCAAAUAUCAAGAUUAAUGUGCAAGCCUUGCUGCCCGGCGGUGGCGGUAGACCAAAUUUCAAGAAGUCUCCAACCACGCCAGUGGUGCCCAUACCCACACAAACGCAAAGUGAAGCUUCCGUACCGUCUCCAGCGGCUGAGUUGAGUAAACCAACCUCAAGCGUAAGCUUGAAAUCCACGGCGUCCGCUGCAUCGACGAACGACAGCUUGCUGCCGAGCGUUUGUAAGACACGCGUGCGUGCGCCAGUCGGCAGGCGACCGUCCACGCGCAGAGCGCGCCAGGAGAACUAUCGUCAAUCGCUCAUCGCGGAGCAAACGGACCACAUAGUCGGGGAUUUUGAUGCAGAGGGCGCAUCCAGCAGUAGCGUGAUAACUGGAAAGCUGGCAAAUCAAACUGAAAGUGAUGCAAGGAAUGCACAGCCAGCGCCAAGCAGCGUUCCGAAAGCACCAGCAGUCAAUGCCAGUGUUAAUCUUGCAAAGUCCGCAAAUUUAUUCCUAGAUGAAGACGACGACGCCCACGACUAUGAUUCACUAUUUAAGCCUGCGCAGGUUAGUAGCAAUAAUUCAAAGCAAGCGUUGAAUGUAAAAACAGUAAAAGGGAUAAGUGUGCAAAGACCGGCUAUGCCAGCGAGUUCCGCAAGCGAGACACCUACAACUUUACUAGCUAAGAAAGUGGAUUUCGCCGGAAGCGAUGCAGACGAUGAUGACGAUCUUUUUAAGAGCGUGCGGGUCGCGCCUACAAGCGCCGCGUCUAAGCCGACGAACAACAGCAAAGCAGCAACCACAACAGCAACAACACAAAGCAUACCACCAACAAAGCCUACAACAAAAUCGCUUUUCGGCAACACGCCGAGUGAGGACUCCGAUGAUGAUCUCUUCAAAAGCAGCAAAUCGCUUCCACGAAUAACUACGAAGGCUGCAAGUCCGCUAACAACAACAACAGAAACUCCAACAGCCACAGGAAGCCGUGUAACAGAAACGCCGAAAACCACAAACGAGCGCAAGUUGGACUCGAUUUUCGGUAGCGACGAUGAAGAUGACGAUUUUCUGUCGAAUCUUAAGCCCAAAAAGAAAGCAAUAACGAGCUUGGUGAACGCAAGCGCGGGUAGCUCGGCAAAGCAGUCAAGCGCGGGUCUAUUUAGUGAUGUUGAAAGUGAUGAAGACGAUCUCUUUGGCGUAAAGAGCAAGUCCAAACCAAUAACUAGUAAGUCGAAAGCAACAUUAACAACUAUGACGUCCACUAGUACGAAACAGAAGCCUAUAACAACAACAACAACAACAAAGCAACAGCCACUCGACAAGCAGAAGUCGUUGUCAGAUAAUCCCUUGGCCGAUCUGUUGAAUCCAUAACAAGUCGUUGGCCUUCUCGUAGUAAAUUACCGCUGUAGUGACAAAGAAAUAUCAACGAAAGUGCAUUAACCGUUAAACACAUUUAUUUUCCAUGCGCCCACAUUGUGUGUGCGCGCGCAUCCAUAAGUAUUUAGCGAACAAAAAGUUAAAAACUUCUAUUGAAUUUUUAAUGAAUUAUUUUAUGCUUUAAAUUUAUUUUAUAUCUAUUAUAUUAUACACACAUUUACAUAUGUAUGCAUACAGAAAAAAAACUAAUUUCUUUUUUUCUUAAAUAUGCAAAUCUACAAAAUAAAAUAAUUACAAAAACAUAA
This is a messenger RNA of Zeugodacus cucurbitae (melon fly), 5664 nucleotides long. It is a transcript of the gene FAM21, whose product is annotated as WASH complex subunit 2. The coding region runs from base 155 to 5353 and encodes 1732 amino acids. The transcript is spliced from 6 exons. Lineage: Eukaryota; Metazoa; Arthropoda; Insecta; Diptera; Tephritidae. The record is from RefSeq and is a predicted model, not a curated record.